UAUACUUUCAAUAUUUGUAUACUCUGCUGUAUAGAUAUAUCAGUUUACUGCGUUUAUGUGAUAUUAUUAUGAUAAUUGAAGUUUGAAAAAAGUGUCCUGUUGAAUAUUAUCUUGUAUAAUAAUAAUUAUUGUGAUUAACAGUCGAUAUAUUUUUCAAAAAUGGAAAAUGUUGGAAAAGUUAUUGAGCUUCUACAAAGAAGAAGAGCUGUCCGUGAAAAACAUUUUGCAAAUGUAGAAAAUAGUCAAGUUGAAGAAUAUAAUAAUUUGAUGGAAACAUUACAGACUCUGAAAGAUGAUAGGAAUGAGUGUAAAGAAGAUAUUAAUAAGAAUCUUCAACGUUUGACAGCACACAAGCACUCAAUAUAUAAACUUAUUCAUAAUUCAGAAAAUACUCCAGGAUUGCCAGUUUCUCAUGAUCAUCAUCGACAAACAAUAAUGCUUUUAUCUGAAGGAAUUGAUUUCAUAAAUAAAUUGCAAAAUGUUUAUAAAAAUUUUGAUAAUGAAAACAAAGAAAAUAAUGUGAAUUCUGUAAAUCUUAUUCAUAAUAUUACAUCUUGUACAAAUUCUGUAGGAAGUGAACUUCAUAAAAUAAAAUCAUUAAUUGCGGAAAUACAAAUAUUACAGAAUAAUGUGGAUUUAUUGAAUAAGUUAAAGCAAGAGUAUUACUUAAAUGCUAGUGAUGAGGAUAUGGACAUCUAAAGAGUGCUAAGUAUACUUUACAUAAGAAAAUUACAUUUUGUUAUUAUAGCAUUAAAAAAAUAAUAUUUUGUAAUUACAUUUUUUUAUUUUUAUUGGUACAGUAUUAACACAGAAAACUAUUAACUGUCAAAUAUUUGCGUGUAUUUGUUAAUAGAGUCGAUUUCAUCAUUAAUAUCUAAUGUUAGCAUAGUUAAAUUUGGAUCUAUAUUCUGUAAAAAAAUGUGUUAAAUCAAUAGGACUUUUAUAAAUAAAUUUUUUAAGAAAUCAAAACAA
Molecule: messenger RNA, 972 nt
Organism: Megachile rotundata (alfalfa leafcutting bee)
Lineage: Eukaryota; Metazoa; Arthropoda; Insecta; Hymenoptera; Megachilidae
Source: RefSeq, a predicted model, not a curated record